Colias croceus (clouded yellow) is the source of this 1759-nucleotide messenger RNA. RefSeq names its product protein O-glucosyltransferase 2-like. The transcript has 6 exons. The record is from RefSeq and is a predicted model, not a curated record. Gene Ontology annotation, cellular component: endomembrane system. Bases 1 to 1485 code for a protein of 494 amino acids. Gene Ontology annotation, molecular function: protein binding; glucosyltransferase activity. NCBI's taxonomy places the organism in Eukaryota, Metazoa, Arthropoda, Insecta, Lepidoptera, Pieridae.
AUGAUUUUACAGCAAUUUUGUAUUACAUUUAUAUUUUUAUGUGCAGCUUUGUGUAGCAAUGCACAAAACAUUAUUUUUUCGGGACCGGGUUUACAACCUCAAACUGCCGUUAUGCCUGCAAGAUAUUUCUUUGUAAAUUUUACAGAUGUCAAUGAAGAAACGUAUUCGUUGAAGUUCGCACAGAGUUUUGCUGUAGAAAUUACUGGGCAAUCCUUGAAAAAAGCUCGUUGUAGAGUAUGGUCAAAUGUCUUAGAUAGAAAGGAUGGCACAUUUAUUGUACGAUACAAGAUAUAUGAAGUUUGUUCAAAAUUGUCUAUUAAUAUGUACUAUAAGAGUAAACAUAUCCAGAAUUCUCCUAUAACAUUUGACGGUCCAAUUCUUCCAGAUCAAUGUACAUGCCCAGGAAAAGAUUUAAAUUUGUGGCUAAAAAAUAAUCAAUGUCCCUUAACUUAUGAUCAAAUUAAUAAGGAUCUUGAACCUUUUAAAACUGUGCAAAUAAAAUCUCAAAUUAAAACAAUAAUUAAGAAACAUCAUAGUCCAGAAAGUACAAGCUUUUGCCAUUAUGUUGUAAAAAAUAAUGAAAUUUUUAGAGAUUGCUAUGGGAAACAUGUAGGUUUUAACAUGUUUUCUGAUAAUGUGUUGUUGUCAAUUACUAGAAAAGUUGUGUUACCUGAUAUGGAGUUAAUGAUUAAUCUUGGUGAUUGGCCGCUGAUCAGGAAAGGAGGUGAACCACUGCCAAUGUUUUCUUGGUGUGGUAAAGACGACUCCCUUGAUAUUGUUAUGCCCACAUAUGACAUUACAGAGUCAACAUUAGAAAAUAUGGGAAGGGUAACACUAGAUAUAUUAUCAGUUCAAGGAAAUGUUAAACGCCAAUGGAAAGACAGAGAACCAAAAGCAUUUUGGAGAGGCCGUGAUUCUCGGGCUGAAAGAUUGAAACUCAUUGAUAUAGCUAGAGCCAACCCAGAUUUGAUCAAUGCAUCUCUCACAAACUUCUUCUUCUUUAGAGAUAAAGAGGCACAGUAUGGCCCUAAACAACCACACAUAUCAUUCUAUAAAUUUUUUGAUUAUAAAUAUCAAAUAAAUAUAGAUGGAACAGUAGCUGCAUAUAGAUUACCAUACCUUUUGGCUGGUGGUGGUUUAGUACUAAAGCAAGAUUCACCAUACUAUGAGCAUUUCUAUAGAGAACUUAAGCCUUGGGUACACUAUGUACCAGUAUCAAGAGAUCUUUCAGACUUGAAGGAAAGAAUACUUUGGGCUCAAGACCAUGAUGAUGAAGCUCACAGAAUUGCUAUGAAUGCCAAAAAGUUUGCAAAUGAAAAUUUAUUACCACAUAAUAUUCUUUGUUACCAUGUAGUUUUGUUUUCUGAAUGGAGUAAAAGAAUAACAGAUGAAAUAACAGUAAAGCCCAACAUGACUCAUGUGCCACAAGCAAAAUUUGAAUGUGAUUGCAAUUUGAAAAAUCUGAUGACUCAUGAAGAGUUAUAGUCAAUUUACGUUUAUUUAUUAAAAAAGAAAACUUUAAGUCAGAGCAAUCUCAAACUUUUCCAACUAAACAACUACUUUCAUAGUGGUUAUCAACUAUCUAUAAUACAUACUUUUAUUAUUACAUAGGUACUAUUAUGGUAUAAUCAUUCAUUGGUAAAAUUGUAUGACCAAAACAUUGUCAUAAUAUUGAAAUAUUAUUAAGUAAUUUAUCAUAAUAUUUUUAGUGUUAUGAACCUUUUAAAAAUGUGUAUUUAUGGUAAAAUUAGAAUCUCAA